GAUCUAAAUUAACCAAUAAGAUUAUAGCAAUAUUUCCGCCCAGUUCCAGGGCUCAAGUGUCUUGUUGCGCUUGGUGCAAAUACUCCUCUAAGCUUUCCUAUUAGACCCCAUCAGAUAUUUUGCCUUUAAGAAAAGUCUGCAAGGCUCAUCAUGUCUUCUGCGCCAGAUUUACUGGACGCCGAGCGCGAAAACUAUGUGCGACUCUUGCAGCUUCUGGUGGAGGGCGGGACCUCUGCGCUAAGGAAACAGUUUAAAGAUGGAUUAGAUAAAUUAUACCCUGAUGAGACGCUUGGCGAAGUACUUAAAGCAAAAGAGGGACAACUGCAACAACUUAAGAAGAAAGGAAAAUUGAAUCAAACCCAAUGGAGAAUGCUUUACCCUGCAAGUGGAGAUCCAAACAUGAACAACUUUGACAUCACGUUAUUGUCUGUUUUGCUAAGAAAUAUUGGUAGCUCGAAGCGUCCCCCCACUGAUCCAUUUUGGAAUAAUUACCCACAUGACACAGAUACUUCCAAAGAGGCCAAUUAUGUGAGAUUAAGAUUUUUGAGGAAUGAAAUAGGACAUUAUCCUAAAAUAACAAUAAAAGAGGGUGAAUUUGAAACAUAUUGGAUGAGAAUUUCAAAUGUGCUGAUCUCACUUGGGGGGAACAAGGAUGAAAUAGAUAAUCUAAAGACAAAGCGCCCGGCCACAAGAGAUUAUGUUGGAGUACUUCAGCAGUGGAGGGCCUCGGAUGAUGAGAUUCUACAGGAGUUACAUAAACAAAGAAAAGAGAUGAAACAAAGCUUUGAAGAAGCGAAACAAAGCUUUGAAGAAGCGAAACAAAGCUUUGAAGAAGCGAAACAAAGCUUUGAAGAAGCGAAACAAAGAGACGAAGAAGCGAAACAAAGAGACGAAGAAGCGAAACAAAGAGACGAAGAAGCGAAACAAAGAGACGAAGAAGCGAAACAAAGAGACGAAGAAGCGAAACAAGUAAUAAUAAUUAAUAAGUUUGCUUGUCCACUCAACAUCCACAUCGAUUUAAAUACUGUAUGGCCAUCUCCACCGUCAUCCCCUUCAUUGCAUCCUUUGUAUAAAAAAAUCAUGCAUACUAUCGUUGAAACUUUUAUCCAGGGGCUCAACCUAUUACCAACUUAUUACCGAAAAAUUGCAUAUGAUCUUUUUACAACGCGAUAUAAUGCUGAGUAUGUCACUUCCGAAGAGACCAAUAGUCUGAGCAUUACAAUCUCAUGCCAGUCACUUGAGGGUCUGCAAAAGCUUUGGGAUGAUUCCCAGACUGGUCGCUUGAAUGAAGAAAUGGAGAAGCUGUUGGUGGCCGAUGAGGUCUUACAACUGUACAAUCUGAAAGAGAUCAAACUCCAGACAGAGAUAGAUCCUGAAGACUUUGUUAACUGCUGGAAUCAAAUGAAAUCUGACCCUGACACUCCGUCGGCUGACGAACACGACCAUGAGGUGGAACAAGAGUUGAUGAGGCGCAUAAGAGAAGCCGAGGAUGCAGCACAACGCGAGAAGGAGAAACGAAAAGUCAUUGAAGCGGCCCUGGCGCAAAUGAUCCAAGAAAACACUUCAAAGUUUGUUGACAAGCUGAAGGAGAAAGAGUUAACGGAAAGUGAAAGAGAAGAAUUGCUCCAGCUCUUGGUUGCUCAUCACAAGGUGCUUCUCGAAAAUGUUUCUUGUUUUGAAGAUUCCUUAAGGGAUAAAGAACUCGGAUUCUUGAAAAACAUUGUUCACGACUUGAACAAUAGUGUAAUGAAUGUUAAAGAAGGGAAAGAAGAGCUUGCCAAACUAAUUCCCAAGUACCAUGAGAUCAUGAUAAAGAACAUCGAACAAGAUCCCAAGAGUGAAAAAAGCUACCAAGCAUUGAGGGACACGACACAUGAUUUGUUAUACGCUUUGCGAGACAUUUAUCAAGCGAACGAGGAGCACGCCAAACUAAUUCCCAAGUACCAUGAGAUUAUGAUAAAGAACAUCGAACAAGAUCCCAAGAGUGAAAAAAGCUACCAAGCAUUGAGGGACACGACACAUGAUUUGGUAGACGGUUUGCGAGACAAUUUUCAAGCACAGACAAAGCACGCCAAACUAAUUCCUAAGUACCAUGAGAUCAUGAUAAAGAACAUCGAACAAGAUCCCAAGAGUGAAAAAAGCUACCAAGCACUGAGAGACACGACGCAUGAUUUGGUAGACGGUUUGCGAGACUUUGAUCAAGCAAAGGAGGAGCACGCCAAACUGAUUCCCAAGUACCAUGAGAUCAUUAUAAAGACCAUCGAACAAGAUCCCACGAGUGACAAGAGCUACGGCGAGCUGAAAGCGAUGAUGUGUGAAUUAAAAAAACUUACGAGCUCCUCAGAAAUAGGAAAGGAAGAGUACGCCAAACUGAUUCCCAAGUACCACGAGAUCAUGAUAAAGACCAUCGAACAAGAUCCCACGAGUGACAAGAGCUACGGCGAGCUGAAAGCGAUGAUGUGUGAAUUAAAAAAACUUACGAGCUCCUCAGAAAUAGGAAAGGAAGAGUACGCCAAACUGAUUCCCAAGUACCAUGAGAUCGUGAUAAAGAUAAUAGAACAAGAUCCCAAGAUUGAAAAAAGUUACCAAGCACUGAGAGACACAACACGUGAUUUGGCAAGUAUUGCCUGGGAUCUCCCUUACAAGGGUAAAGAAGAGGUAGCCGAAAUUCUCUUUAAGUACAACACGUUCCUCUUAAAGAACAUCGAGCAGGAGCCAAUGAGUGAAGGAUGUCACAAUGCACUAAUAGCCGCAACGCAUGAUUUGUCAAAAUUUUCGUGGUGUGUUACAGACGAGGGAAAACAACAACUGUCCAAACUUCUCCCUCAGUACUACACUAUUUUAUUAAGACAAAUCGAACAAGAUCCCAUGAGUAAAAGCAGCUUCGACGCACUAAUAACCGCUACUGAUGAUUUAUCAAAAAUGUGGCACUCAUCAGAGAUCGUUAAGCAGGAAAUUACAAAGCUUAUCCCUAAGCACAAUGAGAACAUACUCAAGAUAACGGAAAGAGUAAUGAACGAGUCGGGAUCUGCAGAUAGUGGACUUGACCGGUUAGAAAGGGUGAUUUCUAUUUUAACCAGUUUGGUGAAGCCCACAUCACAGGACAAUCGGAAAAUCCUCGACCUGAUCGUUAAGAUGGCAGAUGAGAUAUCACAGGACACAGAGUCUGUAAAGGGUCUUGAUCGAAUUCAGAAGACGGUAGAAGACCUAGGCCGUUUUCUUCAACCCUCUGACGCCGGGCAAAAGCAGUUGUUUGAAUUGACAGACAAACUUUGUAACACACUGAUCCACAGGGUAAAAUUGUCUGAUGAUCUGAAACCUCUUAUUCGCACAGUUGAAGCCUUGAGUAAAAACCUCUCUGGGCCAAGUUCUGACAGAGUUGUGAUUUCAUUACUUUCUGUAAUUGAAGCAGCAUUACCACUGACGAAAGAAGAUCCCCAUCGCCACCUAUUCGACUCUCUCGAGAGGUUGUGUUGCAUUGUGAUUGAUAAAAUGAAGGUGACUCAUCUUGAUGGAGAAGAACUCUCCCGCAUUCUCACCAGCUUGUACAAGUGUUUCGCCGCCUUAGCUGAGAGUCCUCGAUACUCUACAGAAGUGCAAUGGAUGAUGAGAAAGCAAAUGAAGGCAUUUAAGGAGAUGAUUAAAUGGCAUCCAAAGUCUGGGAAUAAGUAACCAAGACUAUUCCCUUCAGCUCUUCUGACAUCGGCGGGUUAGGAUUGGGAUCUGAAAAAGGAAAAUGGCAAGUUGUACAGGAACAAAAGAAAAAGGAUACUUCCGAAUUUCCAGAGAGCCACCUGGAGACAAGAAAAGAUACUGAAUUAAAAUGAAGAAAUAAAAUGUACAGGAUGAGGGAUGUCGUGGAAGAGUGAUCUUAGAGUGUUAUCUGACAGAACGCUCGAUGUACUCCACGACGAUGAAAAUCAACAUCCAGGUUUAUAAUAUGACUUUCUUCAAUAAAGAAAAUAUAGUGGCUUUAACGUCUCACAUCGAGGCUCAGUUAAGUUAGAGAGAAUCGUUCGAGGCUUUAAAAUCUGGUAAAUGAUCGAAUGGAUUGAAAAUAGUAUUUGUAAGAAGCGUCCAAGUGUCCAAGUGCGAAGAACCUUGAAAUUAAAUAGACUAGAUCCUCUGCAUAUAAUUCAAUCCACUAAAAAUUGACGCCUUUCUAAUUAUCACACGUGGAUAAAAUAACCAGGAAUGUUUUUCGUCGCUGUUACACACUUUUUAAAUAGAAGAGUGCUGAUAGUGCUCAUAAAAAAUGAUUUCACCACAGAUGUACACAAGGAACCCAACGUAGCCCUGUAGUGUCUGAAUUAUUCUUUUUCUUCUGACAUUUUUAUUGGAAAAGAAAACUAAUUUCGAGAGAGUGAUGAUUAUGGCCAUAGGCUGACUGCAUGUGUACGAAAGGGUAUAAUCCAUUGUUCGCUAUUUUUACUCAAAUUUAUGGUUUCUCCCCUUGAACCACAACGACAGCGAAAAAAAAAAACAUCCGCCAUUAUAGUUUUAUAGAGAUAUGAGACCAUAUGAUUAUUUGAAAGAGUGUUUGUAGGUUGAGCACGCCACUGCUUCACGGAUAUAUUCAAACAUGUUCUAAACAGGGCAUUUGCUGAGAGUGGUUGCGCAUUCAUAUACUGUAUAACAUAUGCGAAUAACUAAAAAGCAAUUCUCUGAUAGGAGAGUCGCCUUUAAGACGUUAAAACGCGUGUAUAAACGAAGCUUAGUGUGUAUCGUCCAUUUGGAUGCUAACUAGCGGAUAUGAUCACGUGUAUCUCAUUGUCGCUAGUUCGACACAGAAAAGACGUUUGUCAGUCAUUAUAUUUCAUUAUGUAAUGCAGCCGCUUACUAUAUAUGAUGUAAUCACUAGCUUUCAAGUUUUUUUUCAAUAUUAUAUAAUGUAAUCAAUUUUAUAUGAUAUAGCCACUAGCUAGCAGUAUUUUAUAAUGCAGCUCCGCUUACUAUAUAUGAUGUGAUCACUACCUUUCAAGUUUGUUUUUCACUAUUAUAUAAUGUAAUCAAUUUUAUAUGAUGUAGUCACUAGCUUUCAAGAGUGUAUUUCACUAUUUUAUGAUGUAGUCACUAGCUUUCAAGAGUGUAUUUCACUAUAUAUGAUGUAGUCACUAGCUUUCAAGAGUGUAUUUCACUAUUUUAUGAUGUAGUCACUAGCUUUCAAGAGUGUAUUUCACUAUAUAUGAUGUAGUCACUAGCUUUCAAGAGUGUAUUUCACUAUAUAUGAUGUAGUCACUAGCUUUCAAGAGUGUAUUUCACUAUAUAUGAUGUAGUCACUAGCUUUCAAGAGUGUAUUUCACUAUAUAUGAUGUAGUCACUAGCUUUCAAGAGUGUAUUUCACUAUAUAUGAUGUAGUCACUAGCUUUCAAGAGUGUAUUUCACUAUAUAUGAUGUAGUCACUAGCUUUCAAGAGUGUAUUUCACUAUAUAUGAUGUAGUCACUAGCUUUCAAGAGUGUAUUUCACUAUUUUAUGAUGUAGUCACUAUAUAUAAUGUAGUCACUAGCUUCCAAGGGUGUAUUUCGCUAUUAAUAUUGUAUUGAUAACGAAGUCACUAUAUAUGAUAUAUAGUCACUAGAUAUCAAGUGUGUAUUUUAGUAUUAUAUAAUGUAGUCACUAUAUAUGAUGUAGUCACGAGCUUUCAAGGGUGUAUUUCCAGAGCCGUAGCAGGCCACGAAAGAUUAGGGGAAGGGGGCACAAUACAGAAACAUCAUGAAAUAUUGUGGGGCACAGCCACGCCCCUACCGGUCAUUUCCUUAUCAUUUUUGAAAAUAUUGGGGUAGACACAUACCCUCAGGACCCCACCCCCUGCUACGGCCCUGAUUUCACUAUCAUAUGAUGUAGUCACUAUAUAUGAUGUAGUCACUAGCUAUCAAGUGUGUAUUUCACUAUUUUAUAAUGUAGUCACUAUAUAUGAUGUAGUCACUAGCUAUCAAGUGUGUAUUUCACUAUUUUAUAAUGUAGUCACUAUAUAUGAUGUAGCCACUAGCUAUCAAGUGUGUAUUUCACUAUUUUAUAAUGUAGUCACUAUAUAUGAUGUAGUCACUAGCUAUCAAGUGUGUAUUUCACUAUUUUAUAAUGUAGUCACUUGACUAUAUUUGAUGUAGUCACUAACUAUUAAGUGUAUUUUUCAUUUAAGAAAUAAAGCAUUGUGCCAGUUC
Messenger RNA from Nematostella vectensis (starlet sea anemone), 6162 nucleotides. RefSeq lists its product as uncharacterized. NCBI's taxonomy places the organism in Eukaryota, Metazoa, Cnidaria, Anthozoa, Actiniaria, Edwardsiidae. The record is from RefSeq and is a predicted model, not a curated record. Gene Ontology annotation, biological process: formation of cytoplasmic translation initiation complex; formation of translation preinitiation complex; translational initiation. Gene Ontology annotation, cellular component: eukaryotic translation initiation factor 2 complex. Gene Ontology annotation, molecular function: translation initiation factor activity; mRNA binding; translation initiation factor binding. Bases 151 to 3672 code for a protein of 1173 amino acids. The transcript is spliced from 4 exons.